UGGUCUGGUUGUGUUUUAUGAUUCGAUAAGUGGUUAGAGGAGUAUAAGAGUGAUACACGUAGUACAAAUAUCGGCUACAACAGAAAGUUUUCCACAGGUCUGAACCUUACCCUCUCGUGCCGUGGCGGUAGUAGCGCAGGAACUAACAUCCGAAAGCGACCAAUCGUUUAGGGAGUAGACAUACUUGUCGUGUUUACCUGAUGUGGUAUCGGAUAGCCAGGAUUGCCCCCGAAAGUUCCCGCACCUUGUCCACGCAGUGGGGCGCCGAUCGCGUUCGGCACUGACACCAUUAACAGUGAUAACCUAUCGCCUUAUCUGACCCUUGAGCAGCAGAGUACGAGUACAGUGACAGUGAACAGUGUGCGGUGUGUUGUACGUGUCGGUGCCAGUGCCAGUGCCAGUGACGGUGCUAGUGUCAGUGUCUGGUGCUGUGGAUGGCCUUGUGUAACAGAGUUUUAUGUUUAGCACAACUCUAAGAAGCAAGAUAUAUUGAGCUGUUACGAUCUUAUAGUUUCUUCUGGUAAUUGAGAGUUGAAGGGGUAACUGCACCGGUUAACACAUACACGAGUAUAUUGUGGAGUUGUACAAGGCCAUCCUGCACCAGUUAGAACGGUGAGUGAGUAGAACUGGUCCUGGUUGUGGACAAUGCUGACGAGGACGUUCUCAGUGUUGUGAAGUACGGUCUGUAGACACGAGUAUGAGUGCGGGCAGCAGCACGCCGCGCACUCCCCGCAGUGUGAGAUCCACGCUGCAGCGAGCAGUGUUCGGCGCCGCGGACAGCAGCCUGCUCAGCCUAGAGUCCUUGCCGCUCACGGAGGGAGGGUUCCGCCCCAGACCCAGCUACGGCAGCAUCUUCAGCUACUACCACAUGCUGAGGCGUGGCUCGGUCCUCGGCAGCAACAAGACGUUACAGAGAAGUGACUCCAUGGUAUCGCUAUGUUACCGCAGUCUCCUGCACUUCGUCACGGAGGACAACCUGCCAGGGCUACAGAACUUCCUGGAGAACAAGAGAGUCCUGGUCGACGACAAGGAUGAGAAUGGAGGAACCGUACUACACUAUGCUGCAUCACGCGGUAAACUUUCGUUUGUGCGUGAACUGAUCAACCAUGGUGCGGAUGUCAACAUUGAGGACAAUGACAACUGGACUGCACUGCUCUGUGCCGCCAAGGAGGGUCACACAGCUGUUUGCUUGGAACUGUUGGAUCAUGGAGCUGACAUAGAUCACAGAGACAUGGGAGGCUGGUCGUCGCUGAUGUGGGCCACUUACAAGAAUCAUGUAGAGACUGUAAGUCUGCUGUUAGAGCACAACGCUGACGUGAAUGCCCACGGCAACUACCACAUCUCCUCCUUGAUAUGGGCUGUGGGUCGAGGUUAUGUGGACAUCACGAGGAUGCUCGUUCAGCGUGGUGCCAAGGUGAACGUCGGCGAUAAGUAUGGCACAUCAGCGCUGGUCUGGGCCUGCCGCAAGGGCAACCCGGAGAUAGUGGAGUGUCUGCUGCGCGCUGGUGCUAACGUUGAUACUGCUGGCAUGUACUCAUGGACCCCUCUACUGGUGGCAACAAUGGGCAAUCAUGUAGAGGUAGUGAACCUGCUGCUGGAGUCCAAGCCCAAUGUAAACGCUCUGGACAAGGACGGGUGUACAGCACUCACGAUAGCUUGCAAGGAGGGUUUCCACGACAUAGCAGUGGCCCUGCUCAACGUGGGGGCUUACAUCAACAUCCAGGACAGGAGUGGGGACACCAACCUUAUACAUGCAGUGAAGGGAGGACAUCGUAGCGUUGUUGAAGCCUUGCUGAAGAAGUACGCUGAUGUGGACAUCCCUGGAAAGGAGAGAAAGACUGCCAUGUACACAUCUGUGGAGAAGGGGAACAUUGCCGUCAUGAAGUUGCUGAUGUCUGCUAACCCUGACCUGGAGAUAGCAACCAAGGAUGGUGACACCUGCCUGUUGAGAGCUGUCAGGUCACGGAAUGUGGAAGCUGUACAGCUGUUGCUGGAGAAGAAAGCCAGGGUGUCUGCCAGUGACAAGAGAGGGGACACAGCACUGCACAUAGCCAUGAGAGCCAGGUCGAAGGGCAUCGUGGAGGUGUUGCUGAGGAACCCUAAGAAUAGUCAGUUGCUGUACCGACCAAACAGGGCUGGUGAGACUCCCUACAACAUCGACAUGAACCACCAGAAGACCAUUCUCGGCCAGAUAUUUGGUGCCAGGAGACUGAACACUAAUGAAGACAACGAGAAGCUGCUGGGCUACGAUCUGUACAGCAGCGCCCUGGCAGACAUGGUCAGUGAGCCGUCUCUCUCCAUGCCCAUCACUGUGGGCCUCUACGCCAAGUGGGGCAGUGGGAAGUCCUUUCUGCUCAACAAACUCAGAGAGGAGAUGAAGAACUUUGCUCGCCAGUGGGUGGACCCAACAUUCCAGUUCUCGUGGCUGUUGAUGGCCAUCAUCGUCCACCUGGCAGCUCUCUCCGGCACUGUUGUCAGUCUGUCCCUCACUCAUUGGCUGCCCGGCAUCGUCGUCAUCUUCACCCUCCUCAUCCUCACCUACACGUUCCUGGCUGUCGUCUGGUAUGGCAGCAACAGGUAUAGCUGGGACUGGCCGUACAACCUCAACGUCUAUCUCACCCGCAAGAUGAACGCCAUCAAGGUGGUUCUCCAGGUGAUCUUCUGCCACCCUCCGGGGGCGCAGUGGAGCGACUCCUUCACCGCUCAGCCUAUCAGGUUCUACUUCACCGAUCAGACCAGAGUGAGCAGUUCUGCAGCAGGAGAGAAUUCUGUGGUGCAAAUGAUCGGGUCUCUUUAUGACUCUAUCGAGAAUGACUAUGGAGCCCUUUCUACUCGACUGUAUAGGGCCCUCAGACCCAAGGCCUUGAAAUCAACAUCAUCCUGGAGGUGGCGCAAGCUCUGCUGUCUGCCCAACAUCAUAUUCUUUGAGUUGUGUUACGCCGCAGCGCUGGUGGGGGGAGUGGUGCUCACUAUUUACAUCGCAGAGUACGGCAGGCCGAGUUAUGAACACAAGUUGGAGGAGAUGACCUGCCAGAUCGUGCUGGGAAUGUGUCUUCUGGUGGUAGUACUGCUUGUGGUGGCCAACCUGUACACUAUCAGUCGAGUGAUCAAGUCUCUCCUGUUCUCUCAGCGCCGCCAACUGCAAAGAGCCAUCGCUAAACUGGAUACUCUCAAAUCUGAGGGCUUCCUGCAAGCUCUGCGCUCCGAAGUCAAUCUCAUGACGGAUAUGGUGAAGUGUCUGGACGCGUUCACUCAGCAGCAGACUCGACUGGUGAUCAUCGUGGAUGGACUGGACAGCUGCGAGCAGGACAAGGUGCUCAUGGUUCUGGACGCUGUUCAUGUGCUCUUCUCGGAGCCGAACACACCCUUCAUCAUUAUUCUGGCCAUCGAUCCUCACGUCAUAUCCAAGGCAGUGGAGGUGAACAGCCGUAGAUUGCUCAGCGAGUCUAACAUCGGUGGCCAUGACUAUCUGCGGAACAUGGUUCACCUUCCGUUCUUUCUGCAGAACUCGGGUCUGCGCAAGGUCAAGACGGCGCAGAAGUCCGCACACAGUCAUCGCAAGAGCGUGGUGCAAGCUUACGACCAGCCGGAGUCCAAUCUGGUCACCUCGGCAUCGGCGCGGCGGCUCUCCACCGAGUCGGGAGGGCUGAGCUCGCAGGAGAAACUGAAACUGCCGGGAAGUUCAUUGAACGUCGCACGCAAGGGCUCUCGCAAACUGAAGCUCAGUGACAGCAUAGCCAGCUCUCUGGGCUCCAACCUGAACAGGGCCGGGGGAGCCCAGGACCUCACCAAGAUGCUGCUCACUGACGACUACUUCAGCGACGUCAACCCUCGCAGCAUGCGCAGGCUCAUGAAUGUCGUCUACAUCACAGGGCGACUAUUGAAGGCAUUCCAGAUAGACUUUAACUGGUAUCAUCUGGCGAGUUGGGUGAACAUCACGGAACAGUGGCCUUUCCGCACCUCUUGGCUAAUCAUGGCCCACGACUCGGCAGAGGACUCUCUAGAUGACAACACUUCGCUCAAGACUCUCUACGACAAAAUUCGGCCACAGAUACCCACCUCCAAGGAGGUAGAGCCACUGCUGGAGCUGGACAGAGACGAGCGUAAGUUUGACAUCUUCCUGUCCUUCCACCGGUCCAGUCUCCUCGUGAGUGACCUGCGAGUGUUCCUGCCCUUCACCAUCAACUUGGACCCUUACAUCAAGAAGGUCAUCAAGGAGGAUAUCCAGAGCCUGGAAGAGUCAGGACUGAUGAUGACUCCAGCUCCUGGAGCUGCUCAGACGUGGCAAUCCUCAGCACUAGGGGAUAACCCUGCGAACCUCAGGCGCACUGGACUCAUGCGGCGUCAGAAGUCGCUGCAGAAGAUGCAGUCUCAGCCCACUCCGAUAGCCCCGGGUGUGAUGUUUCCUGGUCCUGCAGUGUUCCCGACUCCAUGGGCACCCGUGGUACCGGGACCCAGGGUGCCUCCCUUCCAUCUACCUGUCGCCGUUGCGACAUCUCUGCCCGCUGAGCUGUUAGACGUGAGACUCUCCACACUCAGCACAGAAGGGGUCUGCCAACUGCUGUCCAAGGUGGAUGAGACUCAAGGCUCUCAGGUUGCCAAGUACACCAAAGUUUUCCAGACCAACAACAUCAGUGGCAAGGUGUUGCUCUAUUGUGAUAUGGAUGACCUGAAACCUGUGGUCCAGAUGGGGUUCGGGGACUGGGAGAUAUUCCGUAUGGUGAUAGUGUCGCUGAGAGAACAGGAGCUGACCGCAGUGAGCCAGCUGGAAGAGACGGUCAGUAGCCGCAACGUGAGGUUCGCUCACAGCCAGGAGAGAGCCCGCAACCCAAGUAACAAGGGACAGACCUCGAGCAACCCACCACCCGAGAAGGAGAGAGUCACAGCCAAACAAACUGUCAUGGAGAAACAGGUAUCACUGGAGGAGCAGAUGAUCUGUGGAGCGCUGCAGACUCUGAAUGAGGAGGCUAUGGAGGACGUGUUGGAGGAAGUCGAUGACCCCUCCACCUGCCUGCAGGUCCCAGACCAAGAGGUUGUAGGCGAGGCGGAGUCGGGUGGAGAUGUGGAGAUGAGUUUUAGCGGUGAGGGGAGACCGAUGAGGGCUCGGACUCUGAGCCAGGGCAGUUACAGUGACCCCAAUGAGACCAACGUGUUGAUCUUCCAGCACACAUCUCCUCUCCAGCCCCCCUACUGGACCCCCGCCCCCACCCCUGGGGGCAGUGCUGCCAGUUCUCUAGCAAACACUCCGGUACUGCACAGGAAACGCAGAGACUCCAAGACUCCAGUAAGGUCUCAGCCCAACUCCAGGCCAGUCUCUCUGCUGGUGGCAGUGCCUGGGGAGGAGGAGUCUCUGCUGCAUCCUUCGCUGAUGUCUUCUGGGGAGGAUAGUCACCCACAGGGGACAGGAAAAAUGCCAUCGUUCUCGACCUCCACUCUGAGUAAGGUGGCCUCAUCUUUGCUCGGUUCCCGGCGCAACACAUUGGUGUCAGCGCCGGCUGUAACCAUUACACCGGCUGGUUCUGUGGAGACCCUCAACCGUUCAGUCCGGUACAACACCACGGACCAGUCGAGCGACGAUGAGAGUACACCACUCAUGAGCGAACUCUCUUCUCCCACACACAACGCUGACUUUGCUAACCGAGCGUUCGCCUCACCCCCGAGCUCGGACCUGUCCCCUUGCCAUGACGGACCCCAGGGCUACAGUGGCUCCCCACUCUACCCCACCAGCUGCCAAGAAGAGAUCCGUCUCUCCAGUAGACUGGUCACCAGCCUGUCCCGCCAGGAUGCCGUGGACAGUGAGGACGAGGUACAAUCUCCGUGGGAUGAUCCGGAGACCACUGUGUAACUUGUGAUACUUCUCCC
Molecule: messenger RNA, 5862 nt
Organism: Homalodisca vitripennis (glassy-winged sharpshooter)
Lineage: Eukaryota; Metazoa; Arthropoda; Insecta; Hemiptera; Cicadellidae
Gene: Arms
Product: kinase D-interacting substrate of 220 kDa B
Exons: 32
Coding region: 698-5845 (1715 amino acids)
Molecular function (GO): protein binding
Source: RefSeq, a predicted model, not a curated record